GCAACCCGUGGUGUCAUACAUAGAUGUCUCUCGCGGACAUUAGGCGUUGUAAUCACAUGCGUUUAAAUGAAGUAUUUUUGAUGUGUUUAUUGUUUUUAAAACUAAGGUAGAUUAAAAUAUGUAGCAGAAACAGUGUUUUAUAAUAAGCAGAAGUUCGUGAAAAAUUUAUUCCUCUAAUUGGGAACAGUUAUGGCAGAACAGUUGUCAGGUGUAACAGUUGUCAUCAUCAUUGCUUGUGGUGUACUUGCAGUCAUCUUGUUCUUCCUUUUUGCCAAGAGGCAAAUAAUGAGAUUUUCUCUAAGAUCAAGGCGUGGACCACAUGUUCCAAUAGGACAUGGAGCAAAGAAAUCAUUGAAGAGAGAAGUUGAUCGAAGAAUAGAUGUAAUUCCACGUAUUGUAUAUGAGCCACAACUAAUAAAUGAUGAUUGUCGUUACAUUUUACAACCUGGCUCAGAGUUGCCACCUCAUUACUUUAGGUUGAAAGCAGCUGAUGACAUAAAACUACUAGAGCGAGAAAUCACAAAGCAGGACAGUUGCUUACUGCGCCAUCCUUCUGAAAAUCUACGAGCAUACCUACUUACAACGCUAGCAGCACCACUUAAUGGUCUGGGCCAGAAACUUGUUCAUCAGUUUUGUGACCUGUAUGAGCAUGCCCGGCAUGAUCCUGGUGAAUUUGGGGAUGAGGAGUAUCAGGUUUACUCGAAAUUGCUUUUGAAACUGUUGGAUGCGGCAAAGCUGCUGAAGUCGUAUCCUAACAGCCGGAAGUCAAGCCCAAGUCGCACGCCUCUUAAAAGGGGUCAAGACAAGUACCGCAACUUUUUGGAAGCCAAACUCAGAUCAGACAGGAAAGUAGCAGAUGAUGAAGUGUUGUGUGUGAAUGAAAAAGAUAUAAGGCCAUCUUCUUUGCCAGUAUCUCUGGAAAAAAGUAAUGAGACUUCUGUCUGACAAGUGCAGGGUGUUUGUGUUAUGGACACUAUAAUGCUCAAGGAAUGCCAAUAAAAUAAUUUGUACCCAAUUUACACAAAUUAUCUAUAAUAGAAGGUUAGUAGAUAAUUUCAUAAGGGAUCACUAAAGGCUGAAUUAAUUUGUAAUUUAUGUCAUUCUCUUCUAAAUGCAGAAAUACCAUUGUAAUGAUUUUAACCCUUUGAGUGCUACAUGCUUAUAGAAGCACAUGUUUCAUGCCACCAGUGAUAUGUGCUACUGUAGAAGCAUUUAACCCACAAGCUAUAUUGGGCAGUUAUUCAGCUCAGAUGAUAAAAAAAAUCUUACAUCUGUAGGAGAGUUGUACAACCUUUUACUGGCACAGUAACACUUCUUUGUCUUACUGGAAAGGUAAAUUUUGUGUCUGAAAAACAGGCUUCUCAGUUGAUUGCUGUAAAUACAUGGCAGAUGUAAAUAAUGGCAGUAAUAGGGAAGUGAAAAGGUGUCUACAAGUCUCAUCAGUCAAAUUUACAGUAUUUUAUAUAUAUAUAUAUAUAUAUAUAUACACUCACACUCUGAAGUCAGGGAAAAAUACUGAGUAUACGACAUUAGAGAAGCUUGUAAAAAUAGCACAAAGGGUUUUGGAGGAAAAUGUGUUGUAUAUGAUAAAAGUAGCAGUUAAUAGAAUUUGUUGUAAGAUGUUUUUACGUCAUUAGUUUGUUGUUGCACUGCAUUAUAAGUGGUGUUAACAAAAUGUUCCAUUCUGAAAGGAAGACUUUCAGCUUUGAAAAAUAAAUUACACUAUGAAUUAAGAAACUACUGGGCUUAUUCAGGUUUUAUUCUUUUUUGGAAUAGAAUUUUCAAAAACCAAAUGCAAGAAAAGUUAUGGUUACAAUAUCACUAUAACAUAAAUGUAUAUCUGUAAAUAACAUAGAACUUUUUGUUACUUCACUCACAGAUCAAUAUGUGACUUAUAUGUAACUGCAGUGGACUCAAAGAGACAAAUACUGAUCAAGAAACACAUUAUAAAAUGCAGGAAAUGAAUCGCAUCCACACCGAUAAUGUCUUGAAAUAUCUGUCAUGCCGUAGAGCCAUUAAACCGUGACGAAAUGCAGCAGCGUACAGUGGUGAAACAGCACUGAGGUUUUGCAUGUGGUAUAGCCAUUCCAUCACCUCAAACAGAAAAAAAUCAUAUCUUAUUGUAUCACAAUCUCAUGAUGUGUUUGCGCAUGUGCAUGCACACAUAUGAAACAUAAAAAUGUUCAUCCCUAUUUGGGGACCAUGUAGUCUUUUAGACAUGAAGCAUAUAUUGUAGUAAAAGGAAUGCAAGUGUUUUGGUGUGUUUUAUAAGUUAUAAAAAUAUUUGACAAGAAAUGCUGUAUAGACCUUUUAUAAUAAGUUAAACAUACUGUAAUAAAUUUAAUAUGUUACAUGCA
Messenger RNA from Zootermopsis nevadensis, 2357 nucleotides. Its product is annotated as lipid transport auxiliary protein 1. Lineage: Eukaryota; Metazoa; Arthropoda; Insecta; Blattodea; Termopsidae. The record is from RefSeq and is a predicted model, not a curated record.